AUGCCUGGGUUUCAGGAGUUCAAGGAGUCUGUUCAGACAAAAGGCAACCCAACCCAACACCGUUUCGUCUCCGCCGCCUCCCGUUCGCCGGCGCGCGCCCUCCGUCGAGAAGACGAAAACCUGGCGCCGCGCGCGCUGUCUCCCGGCGACCUCCUCCGUCUCCUCCCAUCAUGCGGCACCCUCCGCUCCCUGCGCGCCCUCCACGCGCGCCUCCUCAACCACACCCAUGGCCUGCUCCUCGGCAGCCUCCGCGCGAGCACCAAGCUGCUCAGCUGCUACGCCGCGUUGGGCGACCUUGCCUCCGCGCGGAUGGUGUUCGACGGGACCCCCCACCCGGACGCGUACUCCUACGGGGUCAUGCUGCGGUGCUUCGUCGACGCGGGGCACCACGCGGACGCCGUCGCGCUGCACCAGGACAUGCGGCGGCGGCGCCCCUGCCCCGAGGCGCAGGGCGACUUCGUGCUGUCGCUCGCGCUCAAGGCCUGCGUCAGGUCCGCGGAGUACGGGUACGGCAGGAGGCUGCACUGCGACGCCAUCAAGGCCGGCGGCGCGGACGGCUUCGUGAUGAACAGCUUGAUUGACAUGUAUGUGAAAGCCGGGGACUUGGAGUGCGCCCACAAUGUGUUUGAGAGAAUUCCCGACCGGAAUGUGGUGUCCUGGACCUCGAUGCUAAGCGGGUGCGUCCAGAAUGGUUUUGCUGCAGAUGGACUGUUUCUGUUCAACGAGAUGAGGCGAGAAAGUGUGCAGCCGAGUGAGUACACGAUGGCUAGUGUUCUUGCUGCUUGCUCCGCACUCAAUAGUUUGCACCAAGGGAGGUGGAUCCAUGGGUCAGUGAUCAAACAUGACUUAAUUUGUAACUCUUUCAUCAGUGCAUCCUUGCUGGAUAUGUAUGUUAAGUGUGGGGAGGUAGAGGAUGCUCGGCGUGUGUUUGAUGAGCUUAGCUAUGUUGACAUUGUUCUUUGGACCACGAUGAUUGUGGGGUACACACAGAACGGGAACCCUCUUGAUGCAUUACAGCUGUUCCUUGACAAGAAGUUUGCAGGCAUUGUUCCUAAUUCAGUUACCGCCGCAACUGUUCUUUCAGCUUCUGCUCAGUUACGUGACCUGUCACUGGGAAGGUCGAUUCAUGGUAUAGUUGUUAAGUUUGGUGUGGCUGAUUAUGAUGCGGUGGUGAAUGCCUUAGUUGACAUGUAUGCAAAGUGUCAAGAAGUUUCAGAGGCCAACAGCAUAUUUGGAAGAAUUUUGAACAAGGAUGUUGUCGCAUGGAAUUCAAUGAUUGCAGGCUAUGCUGAGAAUAACAUGGGCAAUGAUGCUCUGAUGCUUUUUAAACAGAUGAGGCUGCAGGGCAUUUCACCUGAUGCAACCUCAGUGGUGAAUGCUCUGUCAGCUUCUGUUUGUCUGGGUCACCUACUUAUCGGUAAAUCAUUCCACAGUUAUGUUGUUAAACAUGCAUUUCUCUCCAAUGUUUAUGUCAACACUGCCCUACUGAACCUGUACAGCAAGUGUGCUGAUCUCCCAUCUGCUCGUAGUGUGUUCAAUGAGAUGAAUUACCGUAAUUCUGUGACUUGGUGUGCUUUGAUCGGGGGUUAUGGAAUGCAAGGCGAUUCUGCUGGUUCUAUUUAUCUUUUCAAUGAAAUGCUGAAAGACGGUGUGCACCCAAACGAUGUAGCAUUCACAAGCAUCCUAUCCACUUGCAGCCAUACUGGGAUGGUUACUGCAGGGAAAAAGUAUUUUGAUAGCAUGGCACAGCAUUUCAACAUCACACCAUCCAUGAAACAUUAUGCUUGUAUGGUCGAUGUGUUAGCCCGUGCAGGAAAUCUCGAGCAAGCAUUGGAAUUCAUAUAUAAGAUGCCAAUGCAAGCAGACAUUAGUGUUUGGGGAGCUUUUCUCCAUGGAUGCAGGCUCCAUUCAAGGUUACAGUAUGGAGAAGAAGCUAUCAAGAGCAUGAUGAUGCUUCAUCCUGAAAGACCAGAUUUAUAUGUGCUGAUAUCAAACUUGUAUACCUCAUAUGGGAUGUGGGAAAAAUCUCUAGCUAUCCGGAGAUGGAUGCAGGAAAAAGGACUAGUUAAGUUACCUGGGAGCAGCUCCAUAGGUCAUGAAAAUGGAUGAUUGAAAGAUGCCUUCAGAACUCAGUACAGGAAAUGCCAUCAUUAAAAGUGAAAGCAAUCAAUGAAGCAGAGUAUUAAGACAUUGAUCGGUGACACAAUUUCUGGAAAGUUUUUUCAACUUCCAGGGAUCAGAUGGCUCAUUUUUUUAGCAGUACUCUUGAGACGAUGCAUAUAACAGUUGAGGUAUGCUAAGACCUUCCAGUUGCCACAGCGUUGCAGUCUUUUUCACAAAUGUGUCUGAGCAUGUUUUUCAUUAAGAGAAAAAUAACAUUUCAGUCUUUGCUUGGAAAUAUUGUUUAUAUAUUGAAGGCCUGGUGAAUUAGACUCUGCUGAACUCUCUAUGUGGUGCUGGCCACGAUCACAAUUCACAAGGCCAAUGGCUGUACCAAGUUCUCACUACUUAGAAGUUUUUGAUGCUCUAUGUGCAAGGAGGCUGUGCACAUCUGAGCUCGCGAAGAACAUUUAUUGACCUAACAAAGGUCGCAAAAAUGUCCUGGUUAUAUAGUGUAUGGCUUCUAGGUUGUAGGCUUGUAGCAGCUAGGCACACUGUAAUUAGGUAGGAACACAUGAGCUACUCAUAUUGUUCAAUGUAAUUUUCUUGUCUGCUCGACAAAGUACUCAAAUGUUUCUUUUGUUCAUAUGGUAUCAGGAGAUUGUGCUUUCAUAUUGCUUUCA
Molecule: messenger RNA, 2783 nt
Organism: Panicum virgatum (switchgrass)
Lineage: Eukaryota; Viridiplantae; Streptophyta; Magnoliopsida; Poales; Poaceae
Product: pentatricopeptide repeat-containing protein At2g03380, mitochondrial
Exons: 3
Coding region: 1-2109 (702 amino acids)
Biological process (GO): RNA modification
Molecular function (GO): protein binding; RNA binding
Source: RefSeq, a predicted model, not a curated record